AUGGUUGGCAUUGUUGAAGGGUAUAUUGUCCCUGCGCAACAAUAUGCUUUGUUGGAACAGAACAGGGUAACAAUACAGUCUGUCAAACGUGUCACGUAUAGCUACGGCCCUACUGAGGGCCAUAAGCUCGAUGUCUAUACGCCCCCUGCCUCCUCCGAAUCAGCGUCGGCUCCGUCAUCGAAGCCGCCCAUACUCUUGUUUUUCCAUGGCGGUAGCUUCAUGCACGGCGCACGCAUCCAUCCGCACCAAGACCUUAUUCACGCUAACCUAGGAGCCUUCUUCGCUCUGAAAGGUAUCCUCACAGUCAUCGUCGACUACCGACUCGUUCCUUCCGUGUCCUUUCCCGGAGGCUCUGAAGACGUACAUGACGCCCUGACCUGGGUUUUUCAUCAUCUGAACGAUGUCGGCGACAUCGACCGCAUAUUUCUUCUGGGCCACUCUGCGGGCGGCGUACAUGUCGCCGGAUGUCUGCUCAGUCCUUCUAUCUACACUCGCACCGUCCCCAUUCGUGGAGUCAUUCUCCUUGGUGUUCCUUACGAGAUACCGUUCGCCAACAAGACUGCCGCUGGUCUUUGGGAGGCCGCGAAAGUCUACUACGGAGGUGCGAAGAAGGUGGCAUCUAAUCAACCUAUGGGAGUGCUCCGUCGAGCGGAUAACGAGUGGAUUGGGGCAUUACCACAUUUGCGCAACAUGGCGGCGGCUAGAGAGCCACGGUAUAUAUCUAGUGCUAUCAGGACGUUCGGGCAACUAUACGCCAGCAAAGGUGGCAUUGUGCAUACCAGUGUAAUGGACGGACAUGAUCAUCUUAGUCCGAUAUUCUCUCUUUGUUCAGGCCAAGGAGAAGAGUGGGGAACAGAUAUUGCAGAAUGGAUACGGGAUGUAAUGUGGUGA
Messenger RNA from Stereum hirsutum FP-91666 SS1, 891 nucleotides. Its product is annotated as alpha/beta-hydrolase. The record is from RefSeq and is a predicted model, not a curated record. Bases 1 to 891 code for a protein of 296 amino acids. The transcript has 3 exons. Gene Ontology annotation, molecular function: hydrolase activity. Lineage: Eukaryota; Fungi; Basidiomycota; Agaricomycetes; Russulales; Stereaceae.